AGCAAAAGUUAAACUUUAUGAAGAUAAAUUUGGACCUUUAAAUAAUUCAUCAGUAGAUAUUACAAAAUCAGAGGUUAUUAACGAGGAAACCGAGUCUACAAAAGUAGAACAAAAACCCGAUAUAUAG
Dentiscutata erythropus is the source of this 127-nucleotide messenger RNA. The record is from the annotation of a GenBank genome assembly. NCBI's taxonomy places the organism in Eukaryota, Fungi, Glomeromycota, Glomeromycetes, Diversisporales, Gigasporaceae.